This is a messenger RNA of Penaeus chinensis, 1085 nucleotides long. RefSeq lists its product as uncharacterized. The transcript is spliced from 4 exons. Bases 42 to 929 code for a protein of 295 amino acids. The record is from RefSeq and is a predicted model, not a curated record. Lineage: Eukaryota; Metazoa; Arthropoda; Malacostraca; Decapoda; Penaeidae.
UCAGUCAGCUGGUUGAUCCCUUGUCUUUGGACGUUGAGACAAUGAGUAUCAAGGGGCGUUUGAUAUGGAUAGUUCCACUCGUCGCUGUCAUGGGUUCCUUCGGCACAGAGGUAUCCUCAUGGUCCUUUCCCUCGCCGCUGGUCGACCUUUAUCAAUCCUGGUUCCUGUAUCCCACGUCUCCAUCGCCAUCUGAAGAGAGCCCUAAGGAGACAACCGAGAGCCCUGCCACUCCUGUAGGGAAAACGACUCCCGGAGAACUUCCCGGGACGUCGACGCCUUUUGUAGCCUCCAGACGAGAGCGAUGGAGGAGGUCGGGUGAAGGAGUGGCUGAAGAUCAGGACGAAGGCACUUGCGCCACGGAUCUGAAGGAGAGGAUACUGCAGCAAGCGACCCGGACGAUGGUUGUGAUUAACGAGUUUAAGGACGAGUAUACCAGAGACAAGUACAACAUGACCUGGGACAAGACCAGCGCCCACUUCGCCGACGUGGCCAGCGACCCGACCUACCUCGUGGCGUGCAGCGGAGAGCAAGACUGCCUUCCGGUGCUGCCCUCGCUGCCCUCCACGUCCCCUCUUCCCCCCACCGACGACGAAGAGGCCAAGGCGAUCCUAACGGAGCUCUCGGGAUACUGUCGACAAUACUGCGAGGCCCUGAACCAGAUCUUCCUGGACGAGUCGCUCUUCGAGGAAAGGUUCAAGGAGCACCUCGACGCGGCCCAGGGGAAUAUGGAGUCCUUGGCCAACCUGCUAGUGAAGGGCGUUGACCUGUGCGACGGCUCUCCGGAUAACGAGUUGGUGAAGGACAUGGUUGACCUGAUUUACAGGAUGGAAGGCGAGGACAUGAGGAAGCGACGAGGGUUUGGCACGAUCCGCCAGUGCCUCCUUGGACUUCAGUACAUCAUAGACAUCUUCUCCGCUGCGACGUACUAGGGCCGAAUUUUGGCGUCGGUCAUCCGCUGUGGUAACCAGUGUGGAACUUUGGUAUAUACGUCAAGGCAAGACCGGGUGAAGUUUAACGUUGUAUCUACAGUACAGCUUACUAUGAUCUUUUUUUUAAAUAUGAUCAACAACAUUGCCAGCAUCAUA